This is a messenger RNA of Callorhinus ursinus (northern fur seal), 1441 nucleotides long. RefSeq lists its product as uncharacterized. The record is from RefSeq and is a predicted model, not a curated record. NCBI's taxonomy places the organism in Eukaryota, Metazoa, Chordata, Mammalia, Carnivora, Otariidae.
AUGAGCGCUCCGGAUGAGGUCUCUGCCUGGGGAGUGGGUCUGGGUCUGAGCCCGGAGGGCGGGGGGCAGGCCAGCGUCCGCCCCGCCGGCCGCCGGGCCCCGCGGGCCCCGGGACGAGGUCUGGAUCCGGGGCCGCCGCGCAGCGGCGAGGGCGAGGGCGAGGGUGGGUUCCCAGACGCCGAGGGCUUCGAGUCCGAGCGGGAAGUGAUGGAAGCGGGAGGGCCGGUGCCGUGGGGCCGCGAAGGCCGCCCCGGCGCCCCGGCCGACGACAAGGGGGACGCCCUGGACUACGCGUCCCACCUCGCUGACGAGUCCGCGGCGAACACGGAGCAGCAGCUGACAGACCGCGAUGCCCGGGGCCUGCGGAGAAACCCGUCCCCGGAGAGCGGCGCCGUGGAGGCGUCGGGCCGUUGGGCCGGCCUCGAGGCAGGGCCCAGUGGGCGAGGCGCGCUCGCCCUGGGCCGCGUGGGGUCGCGGCCGCCUUCCGCCGCCCCGCUGCACGUCGGUGGGCCCGAGUGGGGCCGGGCCUGGGGGAACCCGAAAAGAGGAGCCAAGGGCAGGUCGACCGUCCGGGUGGAUCGCCAGCGGCCCCCGGCCACCGAAGGCCCCGGCGGGCUGCCCUCCGACCCCGAGUCCUCAGAUGAGUUCAGCGAGAUACAGCUGACGAGGGUGAGCAUUUACUCCAAAGAAGGCGGCCCAGCCAAGCCCAGCAGCCCCGAGGAUCCCGGGGACACAGCCAGACACGCGAAUUUCCACGUCAGGGAGAAGUUCCUUCACGUGCGGGGCCCUUUCCUGACCUCCGCUCCCCGAGGAUUCACUUCGGUUGUGGAGAGGCAGGCCGUUGGAGAGCUGGACGUCUCCUCCUCUAAGAAAAUGCCAAGUGUGGUCUGGGGGAAGGGGGAGAGCAGGCCCAGCUACCAGGGAGCUGCUGCUGUUGCUGCCGCUGCAGGUGGCCUGCCCCAGGCCACCUCGAGGAGUAAGGCGGCCCAGGAGAAGAAAUGCCUAGGGGGGGCCUCAAAAGUGGCCCCGGGCAAAAGCUUCCCUUCCUGGGGGCAGAGAGUCUCGGCUGCUCCCCUGGAACCAGCCACCUUCCCCCCGAUCUCCGGUGUCCCGCUGCUUGGGAGGUCCGAGAGGUAUUCCUUGGUCCCUUCGGGACCCAAACAGUCCAAGCACGCGGGCGCCGCCGGCAAGAAAUCUGUGGCCAGGAGGACACGGGAGGCAGAGGUGGCGGCCGCUGCAGGAGAAGGCAGUGACUCCAACAGAGACGCGGUCCUCCCAAAGGGCCAACUUCCAACACAGAGGCCAGGCCCAUCUUCGUGCAUGCAUCGCAGGGAAUGCAGCAGCGGUGAUCUCCACGCCAGAGCCCCCCAAGUUCCAGGAAGCUCGGAGCCCUGGGCCCUGAGCCAGGGAGACGUCCUGCACAGAGGGCCUGCCCUCUCCG